Nanorana parkeri is the source of this 1316-nucleotide messenger RNA. Its product is annotated as homeodomain-interacting protein kinase 1-like. The record is from RefSeq and is a predicted model, not a curated record. The coding region runs from base 4 to 882 and encodes 292 amino acids. The transcript is spliced from 3 exons. NCBI's taxonomy places the organism in Eukaryota, Metazoa, Chordata, Amphibia, Anura, Dicroglossidae.
GGGAUGAAGAUGAGAUCUAAUGUUAUAAGCUACGUUAUGGUGAAUGACUCUCCAGAUUCAGACUCCUCUGUCAACAGUCCUUAUGUGGCUGACCACCUUUCAAACCUUAAUGGCAUCAAUGGUGUUUUUGAUGUUCCUGGAAGCAGAGGCACUCAUGCACAUCCACAGAAUUCCAGCUCCCGCACAAUUAUUGUGCCUCCACUAAAGACCCAAAUUCAUGAGUGUAAUUUUAAUAAUCACCUGUCAGCAGGUAGUCUUGGCAAUAUCGGCAAGGCAAAAUCUUCCACGUCUUCAAAUGGACAAUCAUCUGGCAGUUGCAUUUCUCAAACGGGCUAUCGCUCCCAUCGCGUGGUAAAUGGAGUGCAGCCUCUCAACCUCAGUCAAAACCAGCAGUCAGCCUCAAUAGGAUCCCAAGAGAGAAGCAUGAAUCCUCCUCUUCGUAGGCAACACGCCUAUGUUGCUCCACUUCCACCAAUUUCUCAGGCACCAUUCACUUUCCAGCACAGCAGCCCUUUGCAUUCCACUGUGCAUCCCCACCUUGCGGCAGCUGCGUCGGCCACCAGCCAUCUAACAAGCCAGCCUCACAUGUACACAUAUGCUCCCACGUCUGCUGCAACCCUGGGGUCAACUACAUCCAUUGCUCACCUGUUUUCCCCUCAGGGCUCCUCAAGGCAUACAACUUACGCUACACAUCCCAGUACUCUUGUGCAUCAGGUCCCUGUCAGCGUGGGGCCAAGCCUACUUACCUCUGCCAGUGUGGCUCCUGCACAGUAUCCACACCAGUUUGCCACACAGUCAUAUAUUGGUGCCUCGAGGGGUUCUGCAAUCUACACUGGAUAUCCUUUAAGUCCAACCAACAUCAACCAGUACUCAUACCUAUAAUAAAGAAUACAGAAGGUUUUUUUUUUUUUUUCUUCCGGUUUUAAAAUUUGACUGUUAAACAGCAGGAUUUGCUAGAAGCGCGCUUGAAGUAAAAGGGGUUCUCUUCCUUAAUGACUGCAUUGUUGUAGUCAAAUAAGCUUGUUCAGUGUUAAAUCAUUCUGUGGUUCUGUGUAUUACAUUUUUGUAGCAUCGUUAGCAUAGCUCCUUCCAUGUAAAGACUGCAUUUCUAUCAGCUUGGGCCUCCGCCAUGGAUUUCUGCGAACUGCAAUAACAUUCUUCCCAUGUUCCUGCUUUUUUUUGUUUUUGGGGUUUUUAGUGGUUUAUAUAAUGUUUUUUUUUCUUUUAGUGUGAAUUUAAUAUUUACAAGAUAUAAGCUCAUUCUUAGAAAUGUGUGACACAUGAUGUAUUUUAAAAGUUUUAAAGCAAUUUUAAUA